CUUGAAGAGCAUCACUAGAAGAAGAAGAAAAAAUGGGUGUGAAAACAUUUACUCACAGCUCCUCUUCCCACAGCCAGGAAAUGCUGGGAAAACUAAAUAUGCUACGAAAUGAUGGACAUUUUUGUGAUAUCACUAUUCGUGUCCAGGACAAAGUCUUCCGGGCUCACAAGGUGGUACUAGCAGCUUGCAGUGAUUUCUUUCGAACGAAACUUGUAGGCCAAACAGAGGAUGAGAACAAAAAUGUGUUGGAUCUGCAUCACGUUACAGUGACUGGCUUUAUACCCCUUUUAGAAUAUGCUUACACAGCAACUCUGUCAAUUAACACGGAAAAUAUUAUUGAUGUUCUAGCUGCAGCCAGCUAUAUGCAAAUGUUUAGUGUUGCUAGUACCUGCUCAGAGUUCAUGAAAUCAAGUAUUUUGUGGAAUACGCCUAAUAGCCAACCAGAAAAGGGUCUAGAUGCUGGGCAAGAAAAUAGUUCCAACUGCAAUUUUACUUCUCGAGAUGGAAGCAUUUCUCCAGUGUCUUCAGAGUGCAGUGUUGUGGAAAGAACCAUUCCUGUCUGCCGAGAGUCCAGGAGAAAACGCAAAAGCUACAUUGUUAUGUCUCCUGAGAGUCCUGUGAAAUGUAGCAUACAAACAAGUUCCCCCCAGGUAUUGAAUUCUUCAGCUUCCUAUGCAGAAAAUAGAAACCAGCCAGUUGAUUCUUCUUUAGCAUUUCCAUGGACUUUCCCUUUUGGAAUGGAUCGAAGGAUUCAGCCUGAGAAGGCAAAGCAGGCAGAAAAUACCCGGACUUUAGAAUUGCCUGGCCCAUCUGAGGCAGGCAGAAGAAUGGCUGAUUAUGUGACUUGUGAGAGCACAAAAACUAGCUUGCCUAUAGAGACAGAAGAAGAUGUCCAAGUCAAAGUAGAAAGAUUAAGUGAUGAGGAAGUCCAUGAGGAAGCGUCCCAGCCUGUCAGUGCAUCUCAGAGCUCACUGAGUGAUCAGCAGACAGUACCAGGAAGUGAACCAGUGCAAGAGGACCUUCUGAUUAGUCCACAGUCUUCCUCUAUAGGCUCAGUAGAUGAAGGCGUUACAGAGGGUUUGCCUACACUUCAGAGCACUUCUAGCACCAAUGCUCAUGCAGAUGAUGACGACAGAUUGGAAAAUGUUCAGUAUCCCUACCAACUCUACAUUGCUCCUUCUACCAGCAGUACAGAACGGCCAAGUCCAAACGGUCCAGACAGACCUUUUCAAUGUCUAACCUGUGGGGUUCGAUUCACCCGUAUUCAGAACCUAAAACAGCACAUGCUUAUCCACUCAGGAAUUAAACCAUUUCAGUGUGACCGCUGUGGAAAAAAGUUCACCAGGGCUUACUCGCUAAAGAUGCAUCGCCUAAAGCAUGAAGGUAAACGCUGUUUCCGGUGCCAGAUAUGUAGUGCCACUUUCACUUCCUUCGGGGAAUAUAAACACCAUAUGAGGGUUUCCCGGCACAUUAUCCGCAAGCCUCGGAUUUACGAGUGCAAAACAUGUGGCGCCAUGUUCACCAACUCUGGAAAUUUAAUCGUGCACCUGAGGAGUCUGAACCAUGAAGCAUCAGAGCUAGCAAACUACUUCCAGAGCAGUGAUUUCUUAGUACCGGACUACUUAAACCAGGAGCAAGAAGAGACCUUUGUUCAAUAUGAUCUUGGAGAACACAGUUUUGAAAGCAACUCUUCUGUUCAAAUGCCUGUGAUUUCACAGGUUUCCUCAACCCAGAACUGUGAAAGCACUUUCCCCCUGGGGUCACUUGGUGGGCUUGCAGAAAAGGAGGAGGAAGUGCAAGAGCAGCCAACGGCCAGUGCUCAUGCUGAGGUUGCCAGAGAUGACCCCCCCAAGUCAGAGCUGUCUUCUGUAACGAUUGAGUAACUGUGAUUGGCCUCGGUCUGGUUUUUGGAAAGUGCCUGUGCUUGGUCUUAUUUGUUUAAAUUUAAUUUUUUAAACAAGGAAGGGUUCCGUUUGUAAGCCCUGAAACUGGAGGGUUGCUUUGUUUUGUUUUUUUAUAGAUGAGAGUUUGCUUCUGAAGUAUACAGUGAGGUAACAUUGAAACAGAACAACUCUGAGGCUUAAGGAAAAGCAGCUGAUUUAACACAUGACAGCUCUUUCUUCUGUU
Messenger RNA from Acomys russatus (golden spiny mouse), 2127 nucleotides. RefSeq names its product zinc finger and BTB domain containing 44 (gene Zbtb44). The record is from RefSeq and is a predicted model, not a curated record. Gene Ontology annotation, molecular function: protein binding. Lineage: Eukaryota; Metazoa; Chordata; Mammalia; Rodentia; Muridae.